CCUGCCGAUCGCCCAGGGCUGCGAGCCGCGGCGGCCGGGGGCUGCGCGCCGGGGCGGCCCAGGCCGAGGAAGUUAGUUGCGCGCGGAGCAGGCGAGCGAACGAGUGAAGCAGCAGCGAAGCGCCGGGGCCAUGGGCUGGGGGAGCCGCUGCUGCUGCCCGGGACGGCUGGACCUGCUGUGCGUGCUGGCGCUGCUCGGGGGCUGCCUGCUCCCCGUGUGCCGGACGCGCGUCUACACCAACCACUGGGCAGUCAAAAUCGCCGGCGGCUUCCCGGAGGCCAACCGCAUAGCCAGCAAGUACGGAUUCAUCAACAUAGGACAGAUCGGGGCCCUGAAGGAUUACUACCACUUCUAUCACAGCAGGACGAUUAAAAGGUCAGUUCUCUCAAGCAGAGGAACCCACAGUUUCAUUUCAAUGGAACCAAAGGUGGAGUGGAUCCAACAGCAAGUGGUGAAAAAACGGACCAAGAGGGAUUAUGACUUCAGCCGUGCCCAGUCCACUUACUUCAAUGAUCCCAAGUGGCCAAGCAUGUGGUAUAUGCACUGCAGUGACAACACACAUCCCUGCCAGUCAGACAUGAAUAUCGAAGGAGCCUGGAAGAGAGGCUAUACAGGAAAGAACAUCGUGGUCACCAUCCUGGACGAUGGCAUUGAGAGGACCCAUCCGGACCUGAUGCAGAACUACGAUGCUCUCGCAAGUUGCGACGUGAAUGGGAAUGACUUAGACCCUAUGCCUCGUUACGACGCAAGCAAUGAGAACAAGCACGGAACCCGCUGUGCUGGAGAAGUGGCUGCCGCAGCAAACAACUCACAUUGCACUGUCGGCAUUGCUUUCAACGCCAAGAUUGGAGGAGUUCGAAUGCUGGAUGGAGAUGUCACAGAUAUGGUUGAAGCAAAAUCAGUUAGCUUUAACCCCCAGCAUGUGCACAUUUACAGUGCGAGCUGGGGCCCAGACGAUGAUGGCAAGACCGUGGACGGACCUGCUCCACUCACCCGGCAAGCCUUUGAAAACGGCGUUAGAAUGGGGCGGAGAGGCCUCGGCUCUGUUUUUGUCUGGGCAUCGGGAAAUGGCGGAAGGAGCAAAGACCACUGCUCCUGUGACGGCUACACCAACAGCAUCUACACCAUCUCCAUCAGCAGCACAGCGGAAAGCGGAAAGAAACCUUGGUACCUGGAAGAGUGUUCAUCCACGCUGGCCACAACCUACAGCAGCGGAGAAUCCUACGAUAAGAAAAUAAUCACUACGGAUCUGAGGCAGCGUUGCACGGACAACCACACUGGGACAUCGGCCUCAGCCCCCAUGGCUGCAGGCAUCAUUGCACUGGCCCUGGAAGCCAAUCCGUUUCUGACCUGGAGAGACGUGCAGCAUGUUAUUGUAAGGACUUCCCGUGCAGGACAUUUGAACGCUAAUGACUGGAAAACCAAUGCUGCUGGUUUUAAGGUGAGCCAUCUCUAUGGAUUUGGACUGAUGGAUGCAGAAGCCAUGGUGAUGGAGGCGGAGAAGUGGACCACUGUUCCCCAGCAGCACGUGUGUGUGGAGAGCACAGACCGACAAAUCAAGACGAUUCGCCCCAACAGUGCAGUGCGCUCCAUCUACAAAGCAUCGGGCUGCUCGGACAACCCCAACCACCACGUCAACUACCUGGAGCACGUGGUCGUGCGCGUCACCAUCACUCACCCCAGGAGGGGAGACCUGGCCAUCUACCUGACCUCGCCCUCGGGAACCAGGUCCCAGCUUUUGGCCAACAGGCUUUUUGAUCAUUCCAUGGAAGGAUUUAAAAAUUGGGAGUUCAUGACCAUUCACUGCUGGGGAGAACGAGCUGCUGGUGACUGGAUCCUGGAAGUUUAUGAUACUCCCUCUCAGCUGAGGAACUUCAAGACUCCAGGUAAAUUGAAAGAAUGGUCUUUGGUCCUCUAUGGCACCUCCGUGCAGCCAUACUCACCCACCAAUGAGUUUCCUAAAGUGGAACGUGUCCGGUAUAGCCGAGUCGAAGACCCCACUGAUGACUAUGGGACCGAGGAUUAUGCAGGUCCCUGUGACCCUGAGUGCAGUGAGGUGGGCUGUGAUGGGCCAGGACCAGACCACUGCAAUGACUGUUUGCACUAUUACUACAAGCUGAAAAACAACACCAGAAUCUGUGUCUCCAGCUGCCCCCCUGGCCACUACCAUGCCGACAAGAAGCGGUGCAGAAAGUGUGCCCCCAACUGCGAGUCCUGCUUUGGGAGCCACGGGGACCAGUGCCUGUCCUGUAAAUAUGGAUACUUCCUGAAUGAAGAAACUAACAGUUGUGUCACUCACUGCCCUGAUGGAUCGUAUCAGGACACCAAGAAAAAUCUUUGCCGGAAAUGCAGUGAAAACUGCAAGACAUGUACUGAAUCUGACAACUGUACAGAAUGUAGGGAGGGGUUAAGCCUGCAGGGAUCCCGGUGUGCCGUCGCCUGUGAGGACGGACGGUACUUCAAUGGCCAAGACUGCCAACCCUGCCACCGCUUCUGCGCCACCUGUGCUGGAGCAGGCACUGAUGGCUGUAUUAACUGCACAGAGGGCUACUUCAUGGAGGACGGGAGAUGCGUGCAGAGCUGUAGUAUCGGCCAUUACUUUGACCACUCUUCAGGAAAUGGAUACAAAUCCUGCAAAAAAUGUGACGCCAGCUGUUUGACAUGCAACGGUCCAGGGUUCAAGAACUGUACAAGCUGCCCCAGUGGGUAUCUCUUAGACUUAGGAAUGUGUCAAAUGGGAGCCAUCUGCAAGGACGGAGAAUACACUGACGAGCGUGGCCGUUGCCAGAACUGUGAAGCCUCGUGUGCCAAGUGCCGGGGGCCAACCCGGGAAGACUGCACUGGCUGCCUGGCCACAAGGAUUUUUGAUGAUGGCCGCUGUGUUUUGAACUGUCCCUUGGGCAAAUUUGAGUAUAAGAACCAAUGCUAUCCAUGCCACUCCACCUGCCAAGAAUGCCAAGGAGAUGAGCCUUCCAACUGCACCUCCUGUGGAGCAGAUAAGCACGGUCGAGAGCGGUUCCUGUACUGGGGGGAGUGUCGGGAGAGCUGCCCCAUGGGCCACUACCCUGACGAGGGCCACACCUGUCGGCCUUGCCCAGACAACUGUGAGCUUUGCCACAGCGCACAUGUCUGCACAAGAUGCAUGGGUGGCUACUUCAUGGUGCCCUCCAACCACACCUGCCGGAAGUUAGAGUGUGGCCAAGGUGAAGUUCGAGACCCAGACUACGAAGAAUGCAUGCCUUGUGAAGAAGGGUGUCUGGGAUGCAGCUUAGAUGAUCCAGGAACCUGCACAUCAUGCAUUAUGGGGUAUUACAUGUUCAAACAGCACUGUUAUAAAACCUGUCCUGAGAAGACCUACAGGGAAGAAUCUGAAUGCAAAGCAUGUGAUGCCAACUGCGGCAACUGUGACCAGAGUGAAUGCUACUGGUGCGAAGAGGGUUUCUUCCUCUCGGGCGGCAGCUGCGUGAGGAACUGUGGCCCUGGCUUCUACGGUGACCCGGAGAUGGGAGAAUGUGAGCCCUGCCACCGAGGCUGCAAAACCUGCACCGGCCUUGGCCACGACCAGUGUAGCAGCUGCCGUGAAGGGCUGCAGCUGCUGCGUGGGGCCUGUGUGCAUCCGGCCCAGGCCCAGGUGGAAGGCAGAUUCUGGAAUGAACCCGUGCCCACGGCAAGCCCAUCUUCGAUGAAGAGCCUGCUGCAGGAACGACAAAAGUGGAAGUUUCAAAUCAAAAGAGACCUAUUGAGAAGAUACCAGCCUUGUCAUUCUUCUUGUAAAACCUGCCAUGAAUCUGCAACCCUUUGUACUUCAUGUCCAAAAGGCACAUAUCUGUUGGCUCAGACCUGCAUCCCAUCCUGUCCCCAAGGCACGUGGCCCUCAGUGAGGAGCGGCAGCUGUGAGAACUGUACAGAGGACUGUGCCUCUUGCUCCGGAGCCAAUCUUUGCAAUAAGUGCCGAACGCACCCAGACCACCCCCUCUUCCUCUACCAAGGCAGGUGCUCCACCAGGUGCCCUGAGGGCUUCUAUGCAGAAGACAGCACUUGUGAACGCUGUAGCUCUUCCUGCCGAACAUGCGAAGGGAAUGCCACCAACUGCCACUCGUGCGAAGGAGGCCUCGUCCUGGACCAGGGGGCGUGCCGGGAAACCUGUCCCGAGAGGCACGUGGCCAUGGAAGGGGUGUGCAAGCACUGCCCAGAGAUGUGUCAAGACUGCAUCCAUGAGAAAACAUGCAAAGAGUGCAUGCCUGAGUCCUUCCUGUACAAGGACACAUGCCACCAGUCCUGUCCCAGCCACUUCUACGCGGAUGCGCGCCACUGUGUUCCCUGCCAUGAAGACUGUCUGGAGUGCAGUGGCCCCUCAGCAGAUGACUGCGACCUCUGUGCUGAGGCCUCCUUGGUUCUCUACAAUGGGCAGUGUUUGGAAGCGUGUCCCGAAGGAACUUACUUUGAAAAAGAGACUAAGGUUUGCAAAGACUGCCACGAGUCCUGCCGGACCUGCUCGUCCUCGGGGACCUGCACGGCAUGCCGGGAAGGCCUGAGGGUGAACAACCACGGGGGCUGUGAGCCUCACACCGAAUGCGCCGCCGUCGAGUACUGGGAUGAGGAGGCCCUGGUGUGCAAGGCCUGUCACACCAAGUGCUUCCGCUGCACAGGGCCCUCUGAGGACCAGUGUCACACCUGCCUGCGGGACAGCCUUCUUCUCAACACAACCUGCGUGCAGGACUGCCCCGAGGGCUACUACGCGGAUGAGGACAGCCACAGGUGUGCUCCCUGCCACAGCUCUUGUAGGACAUGUGAAGGGAGACACAGCAUGCAAUGCCUCUCCUGCCAGCCAGGCUGGUUCCAGCUGGGAAAGGAGUGCCUGCCCCAGUGCAGAGAAGGAUACUACACAGACAACUCCACGGGGCGGUGCGAGAGGUGUAGUAGGAGCUGCAAGGCCUGCCAGGGCCCUCAGCCCACAGACUGCCUGUCCUGCGAUCCAUUCUUCUUUCUGCUGCGCUCCAAGGGACAGUGUCAUCGCACCUGCCCAGAGCACUACUACGCGCAGCAAAGCACACAGACCUGUGAGCGAUGCCACCCAACUUGCGAUAAAUGCAAAGGAAAAGGAGCAUUGAAUUGCUUAUCCUGUGUGUGGAGUUACCACCUGGUGGGAGGAAUCUGCACCUCAGACUGUCUUGUGGGGCAGUACAGAGUGGGAAAGGGGGAGAAAUUUAACUGUGAAAAAUGUCAUGAGAGCUGCAUAGAAUGCAAGGGACCUGGCACCAAGAACUGUACCGUAUGUCCUGCCAACUUGGUGCUGCACAUGGACGACAGCCGCUGCUUGCGCUGCUGUAAUGCCUCGGAUCCCACGGAUGCCCAGGAGUGCUGUGACUGCCACGACACCACAGAUGAGUGCAUCCUUCGAGCAAGUGAGGUUGAGCCUGCAGGCGAGCGUUCCAAGACAGCCCUGUUCAUCACCUCCUCUGUUUUGCUGGUGCUUCUGCUCGGGGCAGCUGUGAUCGUCUGGAGGAAAUCUCGGGGCAGAGUCAGGCCAACAGAAAAGGCUGGCUAUACAAAGCUGGCUGACCCUAGCAAGUCUUACUCCUCCUAUAAGAGCAGCCAUCUCGAGGGCACUAGCUUUGAAGAGGAUCAGGUGAUUGAGUACAGGGACCGGGACUAUGAUGAGGAUGAUGACGAUGACAUUGUCUACAUGGGCCAAGAUGGCACUGUCUACCGGAAAUUUAAGUAUGGGCUGCUGGACGAUGUUGAAGAAGAUGAGCUGGAAUACGAUGAUGAGAGCUACUCCUACCAGUAA
Messenger RNA from Hippopotamus amphibius kiboko, 5791 nucleotides. RefSeq names its product proprotein convertase subtilisin/kexin type 5 (gene PCSK5). Gene Ontology annotation, biological process: peptide hormone processing. The transcript has 38 exons. The coding region runs from base 131 to 5791 and encodes 1886 amino acids. Lineage: Eukaryota; Metazoa; Chordata; Mammalia; Artiodactyla; Hippopotamidae. The record is from RefSeq and is a predicted model, not a curated record. Gene Ontology annotation, molecular function: serine-type endopeptidase activity. Gene Ontology annotation, cellular component: Golgi membrane; trans-Golgi network.